GGAGGGUUGCACCGCCCGCUCGCUGCCACGCCACCGCCCCUCAGCCCCUCCGCGGCGGAAGGCGGCAGAGCAGCGCCCCCCAGCGGCCCCCGGCGGCGCUGCGCACCCCCGGCGGCGCACGGACAUGUGGCCCGGCGGCCGCUGAGCGGGGGCCCCACCAAGCCCAGCCGAGCCCGCCCUCUCGCCGCGCCUCCCGCCCGGGCGGACGCUACUCGGCCGCAGCGGGGCGGCGGGCGCCGCUCCCGGAAGCCCCGAGGCGGCAGAGGGAGGCGCGGGGAGCCGGAGGGAAACGGAGCCUGCGUUUCGUGCGAGUGGCCGCGGAGCAGCGACCGUGUGAGGGGACGCCGCGGCGCCAGACUACAUUUUGUAAGAAGAUGAAGAACAGAAAGCACUGUAUUCAAGAUACUGAGGGUCAGAAGCAUGAAGGCAUGGAAGGUGAAGAAAAUGAAGAAAGCUGUUCCUGUUCUGCUUUAUCAUAUGAUGGUGACACAUGCCCCAUCUGUCUGAACUGCCUUCUAGAACAAGAGAUUGGUUUUCCUGAAAACUGCAGUCAUACCUUCUGCAUGACUUGUAUUCUUAAAUGGGCUGAGACACAGGCUUCAUGUCCUAUUGAUCGCAGACCAUUUCAAGCAGUAUGCAGGCUUGAUGCAUUAGAAAAGCAGAUAAAGGUUCAGAUUAAAAAACAACUGAGGAGGAAGGAAGAGGAGGAAAACUGUGCCUGCAGCAAAGGAAAAUAUAGCCAUGCAAAAAUGAGAAGCUUUAUGAGAAGAGCUGUAUGUCCAGACAGAGGGCCAUUAACAACAAAAUUAAGCAAAGUUGUGAAGAAAAAAUACAGUAAUAUUUUGUAUGACAAACGAAACAAGAAAGCUUUGUCUGUGAAGAUAAACAAGGUUGGUUUUGAGAAUGAAACAUAUCCCAGAAGAGAGACCUGCUGGAAUGAGUGCUUCAGAACUAAUUUCUUCAGCAUGCUUCUGGCUGGUGGUAGCAAUGAAGAAUCCUUUUUUAGCUGUAGAAAUGACUGUACACAAUUCAUGGAGGUCAAUACAGUGAUCAGACAGAAGAGACAGGAAUUGGAAUUGUCCUGUUCAUCUGUGAUUCCUAGAGUUGAAAGAAUUCCUUUAGUGUCUUAUGGAGCUGAAGCUGAGACCUUUCUUCUCACUUCUGCCACAGUGGCAGGGACAACGCUUCCAAUAAAUAUCAGGCCUUUGGAAAACUUUGAAUCUUUAGGCAAAGGAUACGUGGUUGCAUGUACCCAAGAAGGAGAAGAGAAAAAGCAAGCUUCUGGUUCAUCGGGCGCUAGAGGAACUAGAAGGAAAUCAGUUAAUACUACUCCUAGAAGAAGAUCUGCACGAAACAGCAAAAAUGAGACUCUGGGUCAAUCUCGGAGCUCACCGCGAUCAAGCAGUUCUGUAUGUGGUGCCCCUGAUGGCAAUAACCUAUCUCUGAAUAAGUCUUCAGAAUCAGAGAAGGCUCCUCCAAAACGGAAGUCUAAAAGAACACUUAAACAACGAACACCUGUGGUUAAAAAGAAACUGAGAAGUUCUGCACGUUCUGAAAAAUCGCCCAGUGAUUCAGUGGAAGAUGAUGACAUUGCUGAGUCUGAAGCAGUUCUAACAUUAGAUAAAGACCAUCAGUCAGAUAACGAAAGCAAUAACACGAGCCUUCCACAAAAGAAUAACACAGGAACAGAAUCUGCUAAUGGAUUGGAAAGCUGUAGCGAACAUGUAGAAAUUGAGGAAACUAGAGGAGAAUGUGACAAAGAUGAAGAUGCUCUAGGCAAUGCGGAUGUAAGUUUUCCUGUCCAAGAACCUCCAAGCCUAACUUUAGGAGGUGAAAGUCAGGAAUUCGAAGCCAAAGGUGUUACUGAAAAAAAUGUGGAACUUAAGGGUCAGGACAUCUGUGAAAAUACUGUUGAACAAAUUGAAACAGUAGCUAGUCCCAAAGAUGAAGUAUGUGACCGCACAACUUUUGAAAAAGUAGAUCAGACAUUGUGUAGUCCUCAAAAUGAAUUAAUGGAGAAUGUAGAAACUUUGACAAAAAUAGAUCAAUCUGGUCUAGAAAAUGAAUCGUUGGAAUAUCCAGAAACUAUGGUAAAAGAUCAGCCAUUAGAAAGCCCCAGAAGUGAAUUGCCUGAGCAUCCAGAAGCCAUAGAAGUAGAUGAUUCUGAGGCUGAAGAAAAAACAGUGGUAGACUGUGCAAGUACAAAUAUUCAAAACUUAAACACUGUUCAAGAUGAAGAACCAGAUGCGUUAAUACACAGUAUUUCUACGGACAGUACAUCAGAACAAUCUUUAAACGAGAACACCAUGCCAAAAAGUGAAGAGGGUAGAACUUCAGUGUCACCCCAGGUGAAUGCUGAGCAUAAACAUUUUGGUGAAGAUAACAAUGAAAUGAUACCGAUGGAUUGUGACUCAUUUUGCAAUGAUCAUAGUGAGCCUCAGAUUGAGCAGUUACCACCAGUUGAAAGUACAGAGCAAGGAGAAGUGAACUUACAGUGUGAUGUGGGAAACUGUACACCAGUUACAGGACUUUCUGAUGAAAAAGGUGAAACUAUUCUUCAAGAAAGAGAGUGCCAGUCAGAACUCAAAAAAGAGAAAAAGACUCGAACUAGAAGAUCUAGGUUUCACUCUCCGUCGACAACUUGGUCUCCUUCUAGGAGAGAGGGCAGGAAAUCUCAGUCACCGUCCCCUAAAAGGGAGAUGGCCAGAGACAGGAGCUUACAAUCACCCAGAAAGGAAACUGUGAGGGAGGGAAGGAGAUCCUUAUCUCGUUCUCCAAAGAGAGACACGCUCAAAGAUGAGAAAAAAACACCAUCUCGAUCUCCCAAAAGGGAAACUGUCAGGGAAAGCAGGAGAUCAUCUUCUCAGUCAAGAACUAAGGAUUCAUCUCCAAGGCAAAAAUCUAGAUCUCGAAGCAGUGAUAGAGAUAGUCAAAGAAGAGAUCGUGACAGAGAAAGAAGAAGUAGGAGGUGGUCUAGGUCACGGUCACGAUCUAGGUCAAGAUCACGAUCUAGGACAAGAAAUAAAGGUUCUUCGUUCUCUAGAAAUGAGAGGGACAGCCACUCACCUCGAUGGAAAGAGAGGUGGGCUAGUGACAGCUGGAGGAGUCCCAGAGGAAAUGAUCGAUACAGAAGAAGUGAUCCAGAGAAACAGAAUGAAAGUUUUAAAAAAGAAAAGGACAAUACAGAAAAAAACAAUGAUGAACAGUGUUCUUCAGAGAAACGCAGGAAUGAUUGUCCAGACUGGGUAAUGGACAGGAUAAACUCCGUUCCUGAAGUCAGGAUCAGAGAGAGAGAGAAACCACAUUGGGAAGACAGCAGGCAUGAUAAUUCAGGACACUCUUGGAAUAAAAACUUUGGUUCGGGUUGGAUUUCGAAUCGAGGGAGAGGUCAGCGUGGCCGAGGUGGGCGUGGAAGAGGUGGUUUCAUGUACAGAGACCAGAGUGAAAAUCACUGGCAAAAUAGAAAACCUCUCUCAGGGAACUCAAAUGGUUCUGGGAAUGAAACUUCCAGGUUCCCAGAACAUCAGCCAUACAAGCGUAAGAAUGAACAAGAUUAUUCUUUUGAUACACCUGCUGACAGAUCUGGGUGGACAUCUGCAUCCAGCUGGGCUGUAAGAAAGACUUUACCUGCUGAUGUGCAGAAUUAUUAUUCAAGGAGGGGACGCAAUUCAUCAAGCCCACAGUCCGGAUGGGGAAUGAGACAAGAAGAGGAGACACAUGAACAAGAUCCAAACCUCAAAGACCAAGGCAACCAGCAAAGUAAUGGUUCUCAGUUACCAAAAAAUAUGAUGCAGCAGCAACAAAUGAAUGUAAUGCCACAAGUGAAUGCACAGCACCAACCUAUGAAUAUCUUUCCGUAUCCAGUGGGUGUCCAUCCUCCCAUGAUGAAUAUGCCACAAAAUCCUUUCAACAUCCACCCUCCGAUGCCCAUGCACCUCCCUACCGGAGUGCCUCUCAUACAGGUAGCUGCUCCCACAAAUUUGUCUCAGGGAUUACCUCCGCCUCCACCUCCACCCCCACCAUCUCAACAAGUCAGCUACAUUGCUUCACAGCAAGAUGGAAAACAAUUGCAGGGUAUUCCAAAUGCUGCUCAUGUAAGUAAUAAUAUGAGUGCUCCAGCCCUGCCUGCCUCAACAGCAGUCCUGGGAAGUGUGGGGACAGUUCAGGGACCAAGUUCGGGUAAUGCAACGUCAUCAAGUCACGUCAAGAGCUGUAAUGCAGCUGUAAAAUUGGGAGAAAACAAAGCAAGUGUAACAGUGGAAGCCAGUGCAGAUAGCUCAAAGAAGGACCAGAAACUGUUAAUUCAAGAAAAAGCAGCACAGGAGGUCAAACUGGCUAUUAAACCUUUCUACCAAAAUAAAGACAUCACUAAGGAAGAAUAUAAAGAAAUUGUGCGGAAAGCUGUAGAUAAAGUUUGUCAUAGCAAGAGCGGAGAAGUUAAUUCUGCAAAAGUGGCAAAUCUAGUGAAAGCGUAUGUAGACAAAUACAAACAUUCACGGAAGAAAAAUCCUGAAGAGGCAGUCUCCUGUGAAAAGAAGUAGAAUAUGUUUUCAGUUUUUAAUUUUAUUCUAUCUUCAAAGUGCAAUUUCAACAUGACCAGUUAAGUGAAAAUUGUACGUGACAGUGAUUUGAAUCUGAGUUUAAUAAAAUUAUUUUUCAAUGUAGUAUAUAAUGUUUUGUUCUAAAGAAAUAUAGAUCUACAGGGCAACUUCUUUAUUCCUUUUUAAAAACAGAUGUCUAAAAAAAAUAAAGGUGUAAAGAAGAAUCAUUAGGAAUGUAUGAUUGUGUGGAUACUUAGAUGUACAGCAUUUUGACUUGAAUAACAGAGUGCGUUAAAUUAGAAAGUUCUGAGUACAUUGGUUUUGGAACAGGUAUGUACAGUACAUGUAAUCAGCCAGAUUAAUUUUUUUCUUUUGAUUUCUCCCUAAUUAUAGCAAAGAUAAAGUAUUGCAUUGACAAAUAUUUCUAGCGUUAACUGGACAGGCUGAAUGCAGGGGUCACAAUGUGUAUAUAAAAAAAGCACAUGGACUUGUCUGAACAGAAGAACUGUUUAGAUUUUUAAAAAGAAAAACAAACAGUAAAAUGCAGUGCUCAGAACCACGGGUGCUGCACAUCUGUUGUAACACCAAAUAAAAAUUAUGCUGCUCGGGUUUGUUUGUGACGUUUUUCAAUUUGUUUCAAGAUAGUGGGAUGAACUUGAAUAAUUUUUAUGUGCUGAAAGCCCUCACUCACCACACACCGACAACCUCAGUUCAUGUCUAACCCUGCCUUAGCUAGUAUGGAGUUAGAGGCUAGAGCUGGAUCUUCAGAAACAUGAACUAGUUUAUUCUUCAAGUAAAAUCAAGGAAGCUGGAAUUGGUUGGUAGGCUCCCAGUUGGUCAGAGACCACCAGUUGUGCCAGUCUGAGCUGCAUAGUACUUCAUUAACUAGGGACUGGAGUGUGGAGCAUCAGGCUGGUGUCACUGAAUGUGUGCAGUCUGAAGUCACGUGCAAAAGCUUUUCUACUUCCCUGAGCACUUCUAUGUGGAGAGGUUAGUAGAGGUACCACAAGCAUUUUAAAACGAGAUGUGGGGUCAGUGGCUGUACUAGGACAGCGCUGAGGUUGCAGCACAGAGGGUUACUGGAAAGAACAGCUUGGGAUCCUUCCAGAUGUGAGUGGAAAAGGAGCCUUGCUCUGACAUAGAAACAUUUGUUCCUUUACUCUCAGCGCUGUUAAAAUUUAAGCACUCCUCCUCCAGGUCUGCCCUGCAGUAACAACCUUUGGUGUUGGCUGAGCCUGGCUUCUGCUCCAGCCCAAAAUCUCCUGGCCCAAAAGCAUGAAUAAACCAUUCUGACAGGAAGUAUCAGUCGAGUUUUCUGAGCAAUUACCUCUUCCUAGCCAGUAGUUCUCAAAUUAACUGGUCUUGGCAGAAAACAGUCUUACCCUGUAAGUAACUUUCGCAGAAGCUUGUGGAUGAAAUCAGGGGUGUACACCCCUGUACACACACAUGAUUAUAUAUAGAGAUGUUAUGUGGUAAAAAAAAAAAGUGGUGUUUGUCACAAAUGCUCACUUCGUUUAACUAAACCUUCUUCAGACUUAAUGAAGCAUUUGACUGUCUAUAUUUAUUUUUGUGUGCCUAAAUAAAAAGACUAUGUAAAUUAGAAACAGAUAUAAUACAUUUUCUACACUCAAGCCAGGUUUUAGAUUUUUCAAAGUAAAUACUCAGUUUUACACUGUGGUAGCCAUUUGUAUGCUCUCUUGAACUAUUUUAAGCUAAAAUUGGUUAGCACUUUUUGAAAAACGUUGUAGCGAAUUGCUAUGUCUAUCAGGCCAUGCGUACUUAUUUUUAUUACAUUUUCCUUCUCUGAAUUUUAAUAACUUUUUAUAUCUUUUUACUCUAUACAGUUGAGCCUUGCUAUAAAGCUCCUUUCAGGAGCCAGGUAAAUGUUUUGUGGGUUUUUUUCCCCUUUUAGAGGAGAGGUGGAAAUUGGGUGGGAAGGAACAAUGGAGGAUUUAAACUGGGAAGGUGGGAGGGAGGGGUCAUUAAUCUUUUGUUUUGCAGCUCCUGGCUGGAAGAUAAGCUGUCACUUGCUGCCACAUUGUUGGGGCAGUGACUAUAGUGAUGCUCCACUGUAUUUCAAAACAUAAUGAAGAAUAUCGGAUAGAGUAGCAUGUGAACAGUAACUUGAUUUUUUACUUCAGAACUUACCAGAAAAUAUGCAGUUUGUUACAAUUUCUAUGUUGAAUUAAAAAAAUGAAUUGCCUUAAUAACAUAGACUGUCCUCCUUAUUUUCCCCAAAAAGCAGUAAGGUCUCUGUGGGGGCGACUGCCCCAGAAGGCCUGUACUUUAACCUCGUAGUCAAGUUUUUGUUAAAAUAGUAUGAAAGCUGUAUUUUUAUUUAUUGAAACUCCUUGUACUGAAAGUCCCAACGUGCGCUAGCACUGAAGGCAAAGCGAUGGGGAGGCCAAGCCCCCUUGGUACCUCUAGGAUAUUGGUAAUUCAUUUGAUCCAAAUUGCCUUGAGGAAAACAGUUACGAAACUGUAUACCUUCUGUGAACUUAUGCAAAUCAAGAGGGUUUUCCUUGCACUCCUUCCACUGUCUCACUGUGCAUGCUGCUUGAAUGUCUCAUCCUGAAGAUGUCUCUUACGAGCACAGUGGCUGUCCAAAGUCCACAAUACGCUGUUUGUAGCAAAAGGCUGGAGUGCCAUCUACUGAAAAAAAUACUCUAAAAACUAGUUUUGUGUAGUCCUUAACAGUUUCUAAUAAAUUCUUUUCACUAA
This is a messenger RNA of Falco peregrinus (peregrine falcon), 7262 nucleotides long. RefSeq names its product SR-related CTD associated factor 11 (gene SCAF11). Gene Ontology annotation, molecular function: RNA binding. Gene Ontology annotation, biological process: spliceosomal complex assembly. NCBI's taxonomy places the organism in Eukaryota, Metazoa, Chordata, Aves, Falconiformes, Falconidae. The transcript has 15 exons. The coding region runs from base 375 to 4541 and encodes 1388 amino acids. The record is from RefSeq and is a predicted model, not a curated record.